UAGGCACUUUCAAGUUAGGCACAGGAGGCGUCAGGGCACACGCGCGUAAAGCCGGCACGGCGCCUCCGGCGCGCCCGCCACGAGCAGAGGCGCGACGGUCAUGCGCGCGCCGCGCGCGGGCAGCUCCUCCUUGAGGUUCGCGUUCGCCACGACGUAGGCGUCCCUCUGGAGCAGUUCCCGCAAAGCCCCAGACACACCAGGGCCGUCGAGCGCCAUCGUAUCGAUAACCACACCAACAACGCCCCGGUCCCUCAGGAGUCUAGCCGCGCCCUCGGCGACGCCCGGGAAGUGCAGACGAGCGAGACCCGUGCUCUCAUCAAUAUCUGUCCAAUCAGUCACGUUGUAGUACGCGUCUCGGUUCGCGUAGUGCCUGGCGGCCCAGCCCGUCCUUAUUGCAACCAAACUGCCUCUAGGUAUGGGGGCGUGGCGCCGCUCGUCCUGUUCAAUAUCUUCCGGUGUCAGUACGAAAUCAGCAUCGACGUACGGCGCGCCACAGUCGAUGACAACUAGUGGUACGUCCACUAGUUCCUCAAUCGAGAACCUAUCUAUGCUUCUACCGCCGACCACGUAGUGACUGGGUGCUUGGAGAUGCGUGCCACUUCCACCAUCUAAGGCAAAUGAUUUCCUUUCCACGGCUCCGGGAUAUCCUGAAGUUUCGACCGCGUCUAUGAAUAAGGGAGCGACGUCGGGCCGCUGCGUCGCUUCCGAACUCAGGGAGAAGCCGCAGUCCACAAUCGAACCGCCCGUGGUGACGGCCUUGCCGCCGCCACAUCUCGUUUUUUCAGUAGGCCUGGACGGCGCUUGCGGUGCCCCGCGGGCGAAGCACUUCGUCCGCUCCGGUCUUCGUGAAGGCGGCGGCGGCGGCGGCCGCGCGCGCCCGCCGCAGCGCGUCCGCUCCGUCUCCCUAAAAGGAUUCGACUCGGCCGUGCGUCGCGCGAGCCACCCUCGGUUCGCGCAGCGCGUCCGCUCCUGCUCUCUUAAGAAUGGAUUCUGGUCGCUCCUCCCAUUAUUGCGGCAGUUCACGCGUUCGGUCGCGCGGCUCGCGAGCCUUGACGGCGUUAACGAGCCGUUCGCGCACGCGACCGGCAGCAAAUUGCUCCGCGUCUUGGCGCGCGGGUCUUCCGUUUGUGUCCUAGCGCGGUCGAGGGGCGAGUCGACGUUGAGGCGCUCCAUUGUUCUAGGUUUGUCUCGGCACGCCUGUGGCGUUCUUCUGCGUUAUUGGCACCUGUGGUCUCCCGAGCUCUGUGCGGGGUGCGGCCGCGUCGGGCCGGGCUGGACCGACGGCGCAGCUUCAGAAUAUGUGCUGCGCCCUGUUCUUACGGUACGCCGUGUGUUUUUUAGCGCGCUUGCGGUGCUUUACCUUGCUCUUGUGAUUAUCUAG
Molecule: messenger RNA, 1381 nt
Organism: Pelagomonas calceolata
Lineage: Eukaryota; Pelagophyceae; Pelagomonadales; Pelagomonadaceae
Source: the annotation of a GenBank genome assembly